AUGCAUCGCUUUGGCCCACUGCUUAUGCAGCAUUUGGAUCAACUCCUGGAGUUUGCCAAUUUCAGCAGCAGUGUUGAAGAAGAAUAUCUUCAGAUUGCCGAGUGUCUUGAGGAGAUGCGCCAGCGAUGCUGCCAGUUGGAUCAGGAUUUGCAGAAGGCAAGGCGGCAGUUGCUCCAAUCAGAAUACGAAUGUUCUGUGCUGGAGGUGAAGUUGAAACAUGCCCGGAACCAAGCAGAGGUGGAAAUGAAGAAAAGACGUUGGGCAGAAGCUGAGCUGGAAAAGCAGGAGUGCAAAUUGCAGCUUAUCUAUGACUACCUCAUGGCAGAUCCACAAAUCAGUCCUGUCACUGAAGAUCAACAUACAGACCUGGCCGUUGUUGAGAGGCUGCAUUUCAGCCGCAGUAGCCUACUGCCUAGAAAACAAGGAAUGUGUACAAUAGAAGAAACUGGUACCUCAAUUCUAUCUGAUGUCAGUUUUGACCACUCGGAUGAGGAAGUGGAUGUAAGGAUGAUCAGAUCUGUCAAAAGCAAAAACAGAAUGCGUUUCUCCCUAGCUCCCCUGGUUCAGCCAGCAGUAGCAGCCAAGUACUCACAAUGUUUUGGAGCAUUUACUAACAACGUGAAGGAAUUGCCCCUGGUGACCUUGAGAUCUAGAGCCAUUGGUGACAGAAGAAACCUUGCCCACAGUUCAUCAACCAGUGCUGUAGUGCCCCAUUGUCAAUCCCAGCUGAAUGGUUCAAUUUCCACACACUCAGAGCUCACUUCUGUCUGGAAUAGCACUGAUGAAUCUGGUAGACCAAAUAGCCAGGUUGGAAGUAAAACCAUUGGACCUACCUCCAGGGAAACUAUUGGUGCCUUCGUUCCUUCAUCAGGAAUGCCACCACUCCAACAACACCAAUUUGCUUCCAAAAGGGUGAUUCGUCUGGACUGGUGUGUCGCUUGCAAAUCCCGCUUGCGUUUUGGGAGGAUGGCACUUAAAUGUCAGUCAUGUCAGCUUCUAAUGCAUCCAGAGUGCAGAGAACAGUGUCCUUCACGGUGUGUGCCAGGUGCCUACUCCAGAGGGAAAGAGGGUACGCUAGCUGAUUUUGCGCCUUCCAAGCCACCGCUGGUGCCGCCCAUUGUGGUUCAGUGUGUGGUUCAAAUAGAGAAACGUGGCCUGCAAGAGGCUGGACUGUACAGAGUGCCAGGGGCAGAACCUCUCAUGCGUGAAUGGAAAUACAAACUGCUGUCUGCCCAAGGAGCUCUUCCUUCCCUCGACCUUGUGGCUGAUGUGCAUGUGAUCUGUGGCAUCCUCAAGGAUUUCCUGAGGAAUCUGAAAGAGCCUUUAAUUACCUUUUGCCUGCACACUGCCUUCCUGCAGGCAGCAGAAAUUCCGGAUGAAUCUGCCUGCCAUACUGAACUCUGCCGUGUUGUCAUGAAGUUGCCCACGACUAAUAGAGACACGCUAGCGUUUCUCAUGCUCCACCUGCAUAGGGUCAUGCAGAGCCCUGAUUGUCGAAUGGACUGCCAGAACUUGGCGCGUAUCUUUGGACCACUGCUAGUUGGACACAGCACUCCCAGCCCCAGCCCACUUCUCAUCAUGGAAGACACACCACGCCAGUGCCUGGUGGUCUCCCGUCUCCUAGCAUUGCCAUUCAAAUUUUGGAAGCAUUUUAUAGAAGAAGAGCAAGAAAACCUUGUCCCAUCAGUACAUCAGUCCAUUGUAAUGAAUGAGCAAGAGGCCAGCACUGUCCAGUUGAGUCCAGGAAAUGGCUGCUUUCCAAACAAGCUUCGUAACUGCAUGGGCACAACUUUGCCACUUUUGAACGUCCCCCGUGCCAAAAAGAUGGAGAAAUUCUUACCACUUCCAAAAUAAGGAGCUACUCAAUUUAUUCUGAUUGCUAAUGAAGGGUGUAUUCAUCAUUUGGUGGUUGCAGCGUUCUUGCCUUGCACCCUCCAGCAAGCCUCCUUUCAACUUCAAGUGGAGUUCCCAUAGUUCAGAAAUAUUUAAUAAUCCAUCAUGAUUUCUUAAUUGUGGAGGACUUCCUGAAGAACAUCGUGUUUAUCUUUUUUCCAUAACUAGGGAUUGACAAAAGAAUGGAGUGAAUCCUUGACUAUCAUACUACUGCUGUCACCAUUGUAGACCUGUGGGUGAACUGAAGAUGUUCAGUUCUGUUUUGGUCAAUUUACUUAUAGCAAUCAGCAGAUUCAAUAGGUGGAAUCCCUUUGGCGGACAGAAAUAUGAUCACUUUUGUACAUUUUGGUCCUAUUAUCUAUUAUAUGUAUAUAGCAGAAUUUGAUAAUAUUAUCUAGUGUUGGGAAUGUGGAUGAGGAAAGAGGAAAAAAAAUAGUAAUUCCUAUAACUGAAGGCAAGAAAUUUUCUGAAGACACAACUUUUUAAAGAAACAUCAGUUUUAUUGCAGAUUUGUACUAGCAACUAAUCUUCUUGGACAAAGGAAGCCUUUGACUCUUUAAAAUAAGCAGAUUUUCUUUUCAGGGGAUAUACUGUAGAAAAAUAAAAAUGCCAAUGCUCGUGCACAAU
Pseudonaja textilis is the source of this 2520-nucleotide messenger RNA. Its product is annotated as rac GTPase-activating protein 1-like. NCBI's taxonomy places the organism in Eukaryota, Metazoa, Chordata, Lepidosauria, Squamata, Elapidae. Gene Ontology annotation, molecular function: GTPase activator activity. Gene Ontology annotation, biological process: mitotic spindle midzone assembly; mitotic cytokinesis; Rho protein signal transduction. Gene Ontology annotation, cellular component: centralspindlin complex; cleavage furrow; midbody. The record is from RefSeq and is a predicted model, not a curated record.